CAGAUUAAUAAUUUCAUCUAAAUAUAAUACUUCACUAUAAAUAAUUGGUAGUCUACUCUAGUAUUAGACUAGUAAUAUUACAUUGCCUAGUCCUAUGUGUGGCUUUGCUUGUUUUUUUUUUUUAAAUAAAUUAUUAUCAUGAUUAUUGAAUAUUGCAAAUUUCAGCUUUAAAAUUGCUUUUCUCUUUGGCUUUGUAACACAAUAGUUAACAUAUCUAACCAGGUUUGUAAAGUACAUCUAUGAAGAAAUGUAUGAAAGAUCGGUGCAGAAGAUGGCAGGGAAGAAAUUUUUUUCUAUUCUGAUUGAUGGUGCUACAGAUUCAUCAGUAACAGAAAACGAACUUGUAUAUGUAAGGUUUGUAAACAAUGGGGUUCCUGAAAACCACUACCUAAGCAUUGAAGACAUCCAAAAUGCUGAUGCUAAGGGAAUUUUGAAUUGUAUUGAUCAAUCAUUUGAGAGGGCAGAAUUAGAAAACUGGAAAACAUAUCUUGUUGGGUUUGGAUCAGAUGGGGCCUCCGUAAAUCUUGGCUCAAAGGGUGGAGUCGCUGCAUUACUGAAAAAUGAUGUCCCCCAUCUAGUCAUUGUUCACUGUAUUGCCCACAGGUUGGAGCUUGCUGCCAAUAAUGCAAUUAAAAGUCAAAAAAUUAUGAAGGAUAUUCAAGAUAUUUUGACAAAUACCUACAAACAGUACCAUUAUUCACCAAAGGCUCUAAGAGAAUUGAGGAUUAUUGCAGAUGCCUUAGAAGAAAAGGUUUUAAAGCCAACAAAUUUACAUGGAACAAGGUGGCUACCUCAUGUGCAGAAAGCACUUGCAGUCCUUCUGAAGAAUUUUACAGUUAUUAUUACUCAUUUUGAUCACAUUAGAGGUGGAAGAAUUGGAAAUGCUGAGGUCCAAGGGAGGGCAACCAAUAUUAGCAAAAAGUUGAAGGACUACCAAUUCUUGUACAUGUCUUUCUUCUUGCUAGAUGUACUCAAAACCUUGAGUGUGCUAAGUCUCAAAGUACAGAGGGACAGCACCACUCUUUCUCAGUUCUUAGAAGCAAUCACUGUGUUACAUUUCUCUCUCAUUGAAUUAAAACAAACAAAUGGUGAAGAGUUAAGCAAAUUUAUUGGAGAGGUUAAUGGAGAUGUGUAUCACAACAUUACUUUGCAAAAUGUCAACCCCCAAGAAAGUUACAGAGCAAAAAGAGAAGAAGUAAUCAAUGUUCUCAUUGAUGCAAUUGAUAAAAGGUUUGCACCAAUGGAAAAGGACCCCAUCUUGAAAGCAGCUGCAACACUGUUAGAUCUCACUGAGUAUCCAAAAACUAGGGAGGGAUUAGCUCUCUUUGCUAUAGAAGAACUUAAUCUAUUGAUGCAGCAUUUUGGUGGUAUUCUACAAAAUGCAGAGUGUGAUGUUGCUGUUGUAGGAGAUGAAUUUAAGGCCUUCAAAGCCCAUGUUUAUGGUCACAACACAACACCAAUUGAAAAUUACUUCCAAGCAGCAGAUUUGUCACAAAGAUUUCAAAAUUAUCUUAUGCUAGUUGAGAUCCUCUUGGUGUUUCCAAUUUCCUCAGCAGCCUGUGAAAGAGGAUUCUCAUGCAUGAAGCGUGUCAAGUCGGACUGGAGAAGCUCACUGACGCCAUCAAUGCUGAGAAUGCUCAUGUUUAUCUCUAUAGAAGGGUGUCCAUUGGAAGAGUUCAACAGCACUAGGGUGCUAGACAAGUGGUGGAAUGCAGGGAGAGCUAAACGACCAGGAUUUAAUCCUUUUGACUUUAGAGGCCCAGACGAAAGUGACAGCGAAUAAAUGUUUAUGCACUUUAAUGCAAUGUUGACAGAUUCACUUUUAUGUUGUUUUCAGGACAGGAAGUCUUAAUAAAAUUUUGUUUUAUGUCUUUGUUGUAUUAUUCAAUUAGAUCACAAUUAAAUUAAGAACAUAUAGUAUAUAAUCAACUUUAUUUAAAGUAAUUGAAUAAAAUCUUCAUUGAAAUUUUUCGGACAAGUGAAAUUAAGGUUCGGACAAGUAAAUUUCUUUGUCACUUGUCCGAAUGGACAAGUAGGAAAAAAAGUUAAUGU
This is a messenger RNA of Saccostrea cuccullata (small rock oyster), 2052 nucleotides long. RefSeq names its product zinc finger protein 862-like. Gene Ontology annotation, molecular function: protein dimerization activity. The transcript has a single exon. The coding region runs from base 248 to 1783 and encodes 511 amino acids. Lineage: Eukaryota; Metazoa; Mollusca; Bivalvia; Ostreida; Ostreidae. The record is from RefSeq and is a predicted model, not a curated record.